Messenger RNA from Ipomoea nil (Japanese morning glory), 2760 nucleotides. RefSeq names its product DNA replication licensing factor MCM3 homolog 2. The record is from RefSeq and is a predicted model, not a curated record. The transcript is spliced from 17 exons. Bases 203 to 2608 code for a protein of 801 amino acids. NCBI's taxonomy places the organism in Eukaryota, Viridiplantae, Streptophyta, Magnoliopsida, Solanales, Convolvulaceae. Gene Ontology annotation, biological process: DNA replication; mitotic DNA replication initiation; DNA strand elongation involved in DNA replication. Gene Ontology annotation, cellular component: nucleus; MCM complex. Gene Ontology annotation, molecular function: ATP binding; single-stranded DNA binding; ATP hydrolysis activity.
CACAUUUGGAUUUCAGAGUUGCAGCUUGUCAGACGACACACACUCGUCGCCGGUCGCUCAUUGCACUUCGCCUGUUCUCGUUGUCGACUUUGGAUCUUCGCCAAGCGUCACGCGACUUUGGCUAACCCUAGUUGUGUUUUUUUCUGGCUCUCGUCAGAUAUUGCUCACCUAGCACAGAAAGAGCAAAGACGAAGCGGAACAGAUGGAUCUAAGCGAUGAAGUCAGAGCGGCGCACAAACGAACAUUUCUCAAGUUCUUUGAACAAACUGAGCUGGACACCCAAUUCAAAUCUCAAUUCGACUCCAUGGUCAACAACAAACGACAUCGCUUCAUUAUAAACCUAAACGAUUUCUACAAUGACAGAGAAGGCUCUGACUUGGCUCGCAGGCUUCUUCAGAAUCCCAGUGAGUAUAUGCAACCAUUAUGUGAUGCAUUAACGGAUUUGUUCCGAGUGCACAGUCCCAAGUACUUGAAGGAAGGAGAACAAGUGCUUGUUGGAUUGACAGGCCCUUUUGUUUCAAGGAGAGUGACCCCAAGGGAGCUUUUGUCUAGUUUCAUUGGUUCUAUGGUCUGCAUUGAGGGCAUUGUUACCAAAUGUUCUCUGGUGAGGCCAAAGGUUGUAAAGAGUGUCCACUUCUGUCCUGAGACUAGCAAAUUCACAACCCGGGAUUACAGAGAUAUUACAUCCAAUGUGGGAUUGCCGACAGGCUCUGUCUAUCCAACACGGGAUGAUAGUGGCAAUUUGCUAGUUACGGAGUAUGGGCUAUGUACGUACAAAGAUCACCAGACUGUGUCAAUUCAAGAGGUGCCUGAAAAUUCAGCUCCUGGUCAACUUCCUCGAACUGUGGAUGUCAUAGUUGAGGAUGACCUUGUGGAUUCAUGCAAGCCUGGAGAUCGUGUUGCAGUUGUUGGGAUAUACAAGGCACUUCCUGGAAAAAGCAAAGGAAGCAUGAAUGGAGUAUUCAGGACUGUCCUCAUAGCUAACAAUGUCUCUCUUCUCAACAAAUCAGCCAAUGUGCCAAACUACUCUGCGCAAAUCAUAAAGAACAUAAAUAUGAUUUCUGCAAGAGAUGAUACAUUUGACCUCCUUGCAAAUUCACUUGCUCCAUCUAUUUACGGGCAUUUGUGGAUAAAGAAAGCAGUGAUUCUAUUAAUGCUUGGUGGAGUUGAAAAAAACUUGAAAAAUGGAACCCAUUUACGAGGUGACAUAAACAUGAUGAUGGUUGGUGAUCCUUCUGUUGCCAAGUCUCAGCUGCUAAGAGCAAUUAUGAAUAUUGCCCCUCUGGCAAUAUCAACUACUGGUCGGGGUUCCUCUGGAGUUGGUUUGACAGCUGCUGUUACAUCUGAUCAAGAAACAGGAGAAAGAAGACUAGAAGCUGGUGCCAUGGUUCUUGCUGAUAGAGGUGUUGUUUGUAUUGAUGAGUUUGAUAAGAUGAAUGAUCAAGAUCGCGUGGCUAUACAUGAAGUUAUGGAACAGCAGACUGUAACAAUUGCCAAAGCAGGAAUCCAUGCAUCCUUGAACGCUCGGUGCAGUGUAGUGGCAGCUGCAAAUCCCAUAUAUGGAUCCUAUGAUCGCUCAAUCACUCCAACAAAGAACAUCGGACUUCCAGACUCUUUACUUUCACGUUUUGAUUUGCUAUUUAUUGUUCUGGAUCAAAUGGAUCCAGGAAUUGACCGUCAAAUCUCUGAGCAUGUUUUACGCAUGCAUCGGUAUCGUUCAGCAACAGAUGGAGGUGGUGCAACAUUAGAUGAUGGUUCAAGAUAUGAAGAGGAAAAUGAAGAUGAGAAUAAUUUGCCUCUCUUUGUCAAAUAUAACCGCAUGCUACAUGGAAGGAAUACAAGUAGAGGUCGCAAGAAAGACGCUCUCACUAUCAAGUUUCUUAAGACAUAUAUUCAUUAUGCAAAGAACAGGAUUCAGCCUGAGCUGACUGAUGAGGCAUCUGAUCAAAUUGCAACUGCAUAUGCAGAACUCAGAAAUGCCAGUGCAAAUGCAAAGACUGGGGGAGGAACACUUCCAAUUACUGCCAGAACCUUAGAAACAAUUAUUCGGCUAUCAACAGCCCAUGCCAAGCUGAAGUUGAGAAGACAGGUUCUGAAGUCUGAUGUAGAAGCUGCUCUUCAAGUUCUAAACUUUGCAAUAUAUCAUCAAGAGCUGACAGAAAUGGAGGAGCGUGAAAGAGAAAGGGAGCUGGAGAGGAAACGCAGAGCUGAGGAUGAUGCUGGUGAUAAUGAAAGAAAUGAUGCUGCUGCUGCUGACACUGAUGGAACUCGCAAUAAUGGCAGUAAAAAGAGCAAGACUAAUGAGGGUGGCACUACUACAAGAACACAUGAACAUGAAACCAUGGAAGUAGAUGACCCCCCGACAGCUGAGAUCAGCAUAUCCCCAGAGAGAGUGGAGGCAUUUAGCUCGGUGCUGGGUAGGCACAGGCAUGCACACCACUUGGAGCAAAUGCCAAUUGCUGACAUCGGGGGUGUUGUAAACAAUGGGGCAGCCUUACCCUAUUCAAGCACAGAAAUUAUGUCUAUUUUAAAGAUAAUGCAGGAAAAAGACCUGUUGAUGAUACAUAAGGACGCAAGCACCGGCACUGAUGUGGUUUACUUCAUGUGAUUGGAGAUGUCCAUUUAUUGGUUUAGGUUAGGUUGGUUUGGUUUCUUUCUAUCCGUUUUCCCUUAGAACAGAACUCUGCUUCUUUGAGGUUGUGACUUAUGAGAUGUUUAAAGUAGUUAUGAAGUUAAUAUAAUUUUAUUUUUGUUGACUAA